Fomitiporia mediterranea MF3/22 is the source of this 1176-nucleotide messenger RNA. RefSeq lists its product as uncharacterized. The coding region runs from base 1 to 1176 and encodes 391 amino acids. The record is from RefSeq and is a predicted model, not a curated record. The transcript is spliced from 8 exons. Lineage: Eukaryota; Fungi; Basidiomycota; Agaricomycetes; Hymenochaetales; Hymenochaetaceae.
AUGCCAUACCGUACUGAAGGCAGAAAACCUUACCUUGUGCAGUGUAAAGGCCUCGGCAGCGUUGCCGAUAUGAGGAGUGCUCUGUUGCGAUCGACCAUCAAGUAUAGACGCCCAUGGGUAUACGGUUUUCGGUUGAAAAUAAAGUAUUUGCGACGAGUUGCAGAGAGAAGGAGGCUCAAUUGGCGCAAGGAUGCCUCCGGGAUUAUGACAUUGUUAACGAGCGAAAUUGCAUUUUCGACCCGUGUCUUUUUCGUCUUGAAUACGGGCUCUUAUCAAAAGAAGCCCGCGAUGUUCAUAACAUUUGUCAAAGGUGACGAAAGACGCAGGUUGCGCCGUAACAGGUUUUCCGAGAAAGACAUGGACAAAAGGGCACGAAGCCAAGGUGGUACGAGGCUCGAGCUCAGCGGAAACGAAUACGACCCGAAUGAGGAACUGGAAAGCGAGGACGAGGAUUACCCCGAGAUUCCUGAAGAACAGAUUUUUGGCGGACUCAAAGCACAUCCCCAAUACUCUGGCAACCUCGAGCAUGUGGAAGGAGCCGUGGAGACCGGACUGCAACUCGCGCUUGAGCCACCAGGUUUGGUGUCUUCACCCCCCAUCUUUAACCCGUGCCUUGGUCUGGUUCCCUCUGUAUUUCUACUCGGGGUAACAUUUCUACCUUCCUUCGAUCAAGACGUAGCAGAACUUCUCGCGGACACUUUCCCUCGUCAGCGCACAACUAUAAAGGCCAUGCAAUCAAGCCAUGUAAAAAGAGAUGAUGACAUUUAUAAGCGCCCACUGGCGCUCCUUUCAACUGCCGAACUGAGGGCUUUUCAAAAGGACCUGGGUCUAUGCUACUGGAUGAAGAAUAAAUACAUGCGCCGCCUCGCUGGAAAGAGGAAGCUCAAUUGGAAGAACAAAGCAGGAUCUACUUCCUUCAGAACUUUCACUCUGCUACAUAUCGUGGACAACCUGCUCGGAUCAUUGGAUUCGCUACAGACGACGAAAGACGUAGGCUGGACCGCAACGUUUUCCGAUAGAGCGAUAGAUAAGGAACCAGUUGAUACAUCCGUGCUUGCUACGAAUUCAAGCUGUGGUCUUCGCACGAAGCUCCCAGGAAAGAAGAAAGAACACGCCUAUCAACACGGCUUUCUUCAUCCCAAGAUUGAAAUCCGAGACCUCGAAGACUCAGAAUAA